AUGUCGAGCAUUUAUUCGUCUCUCAUCUCCUACAAUGAGCCUAACAGCUUCACCGUUUAUAUGCCUUAUGGGCAUAUAAUUACGGAUUGGCUCGAGAUCCUACAGAUUAAUGUCUCUAAGGGAAGGAUAGUCAAGAUGGUGAGGGGCCGUGGCCCCCUCGGGCCAUUAGGUAAAUCCGCCCCUGCUUCUGCAGGGGGACACGGUGACCAGGGGCACGAUGCGCCGCUGCUCUCGCCAGAGCGGCGCUACCGCGGCGUGCGCAACCGCAGCGGCAAGUGGGUGUCGGAGAUACGCGAGCCGCGGAAGGCCAACCGCAUCUGGCUCGGCACGUACCCGACAGCGGAGAUGGCGGCCGUCGCCUACGACGUGGCGGCGCGCGCCCUCCGCGGCGCCGACGCCGUGCUCAACUUCCCCGACGAUAUCGCCGACCGGCCGGCUCCAGCGUCGGCCUCCCCAACGCACAUUCGCGCAGCGGCCUCGGCGGCCGUGGCCGCGACGCUGAAGCAGGGACCGCGAGCAGAGCACGAGGUGGCCGCAGAACAGAGCUCGGCGGCCGCGGCAGCGACGGAGGUGGUGGAAGGAGGGAAAUACAUUGACGAAGAGGAAAUCUACGAAAUGCCGCAGCUGCUGGUGAGCAUGGCGGAGGGGAUGCUGAUGAGCCCGCCGCGGCUGAGCCAGCAUGACUCCGACGAUUCGCCGGAGGUCUCUGUCGCCGGCGAGGGCCUGUGGACCUAUCCGUAAAUUACGUCAUUAUGGGUAGUAUUUUGUAAAAUUAAUUAUUAUUAUUACCAUUAUUAGUACUGUUAUUAUUAUUAGUCCAUUUUGUGGAUAUAUAUAUAUAUAUAUAUAUAUAUAUAUAUGUUAUACAGACGUAUUUUCUGUAUUAAUUAAUAUAAGAGGAAUGGUAUUAUGGCUUUAUCUA
Molecule: messenger RNA, 922 nt
Organism: Zingiber officinale
Lineage: Eukaryota; Viridiplantae; Streptophyta; Magnoliopsida; Zingiberales; Zingiberaceae
Product: ethylene-responsive transcription factor ERF027-like
Exons: 2
Coding region: 1-741 (246 amino acids)
Biological process (GO): regulation of DNA-templated transcription
Molecular function (GO): DNA-binding transcription factor activity; DNA binding
Source: RefSeq, a predicted model, not a curated record